Prunus persica (peach) is the source of this 686-nucleotide messenger RNA. RefSeq lists its product as uncharacterized. Bases 17 to 445 code for a protein of 142 amino acids. NCBI's taxonomy places the organism in Eukaryota, Viridiplantae, Streptophyta, Magnoliopsida, Rosales, Rosaceae. The transcript has 2 exons. The record is from RefSeq and is a predicted model, not a curated record.
UUGAGAGUGCCCAAUUAUGGCAGCAACAUUUUCUUUGACAAAGAGAUCCCUUUUCAACAUCUCAAAAUCUUUGCCUGAAGAGCAUCACUUUUGUUUUCGAUCCUGCUUAUCCAAGACCUGCUUCUCCACUUCUUUUGAACGUGCCCAAGACCCAAGAAAUAGGCCACCGACAGAGGCAAGCAGGGAUGAAGGCGGAGGAAGAGAUGAAGGAGACACCAGGAUUGAUAACAUGAGUGGUGUAACAGGAUAUGUAGGAGACACAGCAAGACAAGGCACGGCAAAAGCAGAAGAGGUGGCAGAGGACCUGGUUGACAUGGCAAAGGAGAGGACGGAUUUUGCAUGGGACUCUACCAAGAACAAGACCCAAAAAGUUGGGGACACAUUGGUUGCUGAGGCUAAUGAGAACGUCAUUGAUACAACUGAGUACAGAAAUAUGGAGGACUGAGUAAGUUCGCAGAUCGUGAUGAACAUAUUCAUAAAGAGAUCUGAAGGGUUGUAAAAUAUGUGGCUAAGGCUUCAUCUGGAAAUGGAGGCUCUUGCAUUAAGCUUGGAAAUGUAAUAUUCGACUUUACUACCAGGUUUUUUUUUUUUGGUGGUUUUACUUCCAAACUUUGUUGGCAAUGUGAAACUUCCCCACAAGAUCAAGGGGAAGUUGUAUAUCGAAUCUUUUCCUUAAAAAAAAAAAA